GCCGCCCUUCUCUCGAGGCUGACUCGGGAGCAGCGCCACCGCCGCGAACCGCCGCCGUUGGCCCGGCAUGGCCAUGGCGUCCCCGGCCAUCGGGCAGCGUCCCUACCCGCUGCUCUUGGACCCAGAACCGCCGCGCUACCUGCAGAGUCUGAGCGGCCACGAGCCGCCGCAGCCGCCGCCCCCCGGCCGCUCCUCUCGCCGCUGCGCCCCCGCUCCCCUCUCCACUGCGCGUGGGGCGCACGAGGGGCGCGGCGCCCGGAGGGCUGCCCGGGGGGACCCGGAGCCCCAACCUCGGGCCUCCCGACCCGCUCGCCCUCUCCGGCCUGGUCUGCAGCAGAGGCUGCGGCGGCGGCCUGGGGCGCCCCGGCCCCGCGACGUACGGAGCAUCUUCGAGCAGCCGCAGGAUCCUCGCGUCCCGGUGGAGCGAGGCGAGGGGCACCGCUUCGCCGAACUGGCGCUGCGGAGCGGCCGGGGCUGGUGUGACCUGUGCGGAAGAGAGGUGCUGCGGCAGGCGCUGCGCUGCGCUAACUGUAAAUUCACCUGCCACCCGGAGUGCCGCCAUCUGAUCCAGCUGGACUGCAGUCAGCAGGGAGGCCCAUCCCAGGACAGACCCUCUCCAGAAAGCACCCUCACUCCAGUCUUCAGCCAGAAUGUCUGUAAACCCCCGGAGGAGACGCAGCGCCCGCCCACACUGCAGGAGAUCAAACAGAAGAUUGACAGCUACAAUACCCGGGAGAAGAACUGCCUGGGCAUGAAGCUGAGUGAAGAUGGCACCUACACGGGUUUCAUCAAAGUGCAUUUGAAACUUCGGCGGCCAGUGACCGUGCCUGCUGGGAUCCGGCCCCAGUCCAUCUACGAUGCCAUCAAGGAAGUGAACCUGGCGGCCACCACGGACAAGCGGACGUCCUUCUAUCUUCCUCUGGAUGCCAUCAAGCAGCUGCACAUCAGCAGCACCACCACGGUCAGUGAGGUCAUCCAGGGGCUGCUCAAGAAGUUCAUGGUUGUGGACAAUCCCCAGAAGUUUGCACUUUUUAAGCGGAUACACAAGGACGGGCAAGUGCUCUUCCAGAAACUCUCUAUCGCUGAUUGCCCCCUGUACCUGCGCUUGCUGGCUGGGCCUGACAAUGACGUCCUCAGCUUUGUGCUCAAGGAGAAUGAAACUGGAGAGGUGGAGUGGGACGCCUUCUCCAUCCCUGAGCUCCAGAACUUCCUCACGAUCCUGGAAAAAGAGGAGCAGGACAAAAUCCAACAAGUGCAGAAGAAGUAUGACAAGUUUAGGCAGAAACUGGAGGAGGCCUUAAGAGAAUCCCAGGGCAAACCUGGGUAACCGGUCCUGCUUCCUCUUCUGGUGCCCGCGGAUUUAUUUUUAUGAUUAUUUUGCAACAGACACUUUUUCUCAGGACACCUCCAGCGGGUGCAUUUGUGCCCACCUGGCAGUUCCAGAUGUGGCACGAAACCUCUGAGGGGCGCAGGUGCGCGCGGGCCAGGCGCUGCCUGCCGCUCGCUGCUGAGGAGGGGGAUGGGGGACAGAGCAGCCUCAGUCCUGGGCGAUCCUCCCGGAAGCCAACCGGCUGCCUCUGUCAUCACCGAACCGCAAUUGUUCGCACCAGCCGGUAAAGGAAAGAAGAAAGGUUUUAGAGCUGUUAUGUUCUUUCUCUGGCUUUUAUUCUUCUUCAGUUUCUCUCGUAUUUGCCGCCCACAGACCUUUAUUUAUGAGUCAAAAAUUGUAGCAUAUUCCUCUAGCAGAUCUGAGCUGAGCCCUGGAAAGCAGGAUAAUGCUCGUAAAAGGACUGUUCCCCAAUGUGCCCAUUGUUCAUGCUCAAGGGAAGGUUAUAAAGCCACUGGCCCCAGAUGCUCAGGUAGGGAGCACCAAAGCCUGAGGCUGGCUCGGAGGCUUCCGGAGAAGCCGCAGCCCGCCCUGGCCCUCAUCGCUCGAGUCCGUGCACGUAAACCCAAAGGCAUAUGUUAUCUGCGCAAGUGUGACAGUCACGUCUUUGUCGUGAACAGACAAGUGUUUGUUUUUAAGUUACAGUUUUGAAUUUGACAUUGCCAUCAUCAUGUGUUUCCACCAAAGGGAAACCAACCAUUCACCAUUUUGAAUGUCUCCUGUGAGAAUGGAAAUCAGGCGGUCUGAGAAAGCCGAGAGACGUCGCAGAGAAGUGUGUCCAACUUGCCUUUGGCCUUCCCCCAGCUAGCAAGCUGGGGAGGGCCUGGCUGCCUUGCUGUCCCCCUUGGGCUGCAGCACGGCCUGUCUGCUUCCACCAGGACUCAGGUGCUGUCCAAGGAGGCACCUUGACUACAGACUGGGGAACCUCCAGCUCAGCCACCAGGGGAGUCCUUUUGUGUUCUGAAGCCCGGCCCGCCCGUGGCACUGUGCUCAGUGAGCCUGUGGGCUGGCUUCCCGCUGACCUCAGUGCCUUUUUGUUUUCAGAGAGAGGAGCAGGGUGCAUUUGCUUGAUGCUCUACUGCCGGCUUGCUCCUGCCAGGAAGUGGCCCACGGCGGUGUGGGGGGCAAGGCAGGAGAGCCCUCCCUCCAAGGCUGGUGCAAGAGUCAAAGACCUUCCCAUCUGAGAUCCUGGGCUUUGACUCCCAAGAAGUGAUGUCAACCGCAGGGACAGGGUGGGUCAGAUUCCUAACUUACAUCUGUACUGGCUCCCCGUUCAGGUGCAAACUUAAAAAUGAACUAGACAAACAACUGAAGCGAGUAGCCAGGACUGCGAAGACACUCCAGUGCGGAGGGAGAAGGACUUUUAACUUCCAAAGCAGGGACGGUUUUCCCAUCCAGCCUCUCAGAGAUCACUUCUUCGCUCCUCUGCCUUCCCAGGUCCUGCUUGGGUCAGGUUGAGCCCCAGCUUGUGUAGCCUCAGAAGUCCCCUCCCUGACCCUUGCUGCAUCCUCACUGCCCCUGAUCCCAGAAGGAAUGCUGACCCCUUGUCAUCCAAACUGUGUCGUCUUCAAAGCUGCAGAAGCAAGACGAGCUAGCAGCUCAAGAUUUUUGAGAACCGCCCACCCCCCCCGCUCCCCACACCCUGGUUAUCUGCCAUCUCCUGCUCAGCCUUAUCGCUUCCCUCCCUUAAGAAAUCUCUCCCUGCUGUAUAUUAAAGGGAGUGGGUAGAGAGCCCCUUUUUCCUUCAUGCUGCAUGUCUGUAACAUUAAUGGAAGGCACGGCUCCUGCUGCAGCCACUGUGAAUGCUGCUGAGGGCCUCCCGCUGAUGGGGUGGCCAUUUUAUUUUUGAGAAGGAAAAAAAAGUCACGUCCAUAUAUACGUAAGGGCAUAUAGCUAUAUAUACAGAGAUAGGGGUGUUUAUGAAAUAAGAAGAUUAUGGGAAAAUUCCGACUUUAUCUAAAGCACAGUUAGACCCAGGACCCGUGCCGAGUCCCGAGCCUUGGAACAUAGUCUGUGUGAAUUAUCCCUUCCCCCCCCAGAGGUGAGUAUGACUGCUGGUAGUGCCUUCUACCCUUGUGUUGCCCAGUGUGUACGUGUUUGUCUUGAGGAUAUUUUCUUUUUAAGUGUCUUUCUUAGAUGGGUUUAAAAAAAAGUAAUAAAAGCUUGUUGCAAAAAGGA
Messenger RNA from Herpailurus yagouaroundi (jaguarundi), 3565 nucleotides. It is a transcript of the gene RASSF5, whose product is annotated as Ras association domain family member 5. Gene Ontology annotation, biological process: signal transduction. The record is from RefSeq and is a predicted model, not a curated record. Gene Ontology annotation, cellular component: nucleus. NCBI's taxonomy places the organism in Eukaryota, Metazoa, Chordata, Mammalia, Carnivora, Felidae. The transcript has 6 exons. The coding region runs from base 68 to 1327 and encodes 419 amino acids.